Microplitis mediator is the source of this 1536-nucleotide messenger RNA. Its product is annotated as BAG family molecular chaperone regulator 2. The coding region runs from base 166 to 726 and encodes 186 amino acids. The record is from RefSeq and is a predicted model, not a curated record. The transcript has 3 exons. NCBI's taxonomy places the organism in Eukaryota, Metazoa, Arthropoda, Insecta, Hymenoptera, Braconidae. Gene Ontology annotation, molecular function: protein-folding chaperone binding; adenyl-nucleotide exchange factor activity. Gene Ontology annotation, biological process: protein stabilization.
CAUCUUCGUUUUGUCGUUUCAUCUGAGUUUUUAGCAGCUGCUUCAGAUUCAGAGUUUAUUUGUUUAGUCACAACUGACUUUAACAAUUGCAAUUAUAAAUAUAAUUACUUUAAAAAAGGUUUUAGAAGGUUGUAAGUAACAUAAAUAUUGCAGAGCAAUUGAAAGAUGGACAGUCCUCUUCCUCAUAUAAUGGAAAGUAGUGAUAUGGCAUAUUCUACAAAGCCGAAAGAUAGGUUAGUCAGUAUUUUGGAUCAAAUUGAAUUACGAGUUGAACAGCUAAGACGUGAUGCUUCAAGACUCGAAGAAGAAAAAGACACCAUGCUCACGACCCUCGACACCUUGAAAAAUAGUGAAGAGCAUCUUGAACCUCUGGAUGAUUCUGAUCGUGAGGAUAUACUUCGUUACGCAGAAAGACUUUCUAUGAGAUGUUUAACUGUCGAAGUAUUGGUAAAAGUUCAACGCGAUGACGUUCAACAAGAUGCGCUCCAUCAAGUAAACGGUUUGAUUGAUAGUUUAGUAAUAGCAUUAAAAAACGAUCCCAAUUCAACACGUCAACGUUGCGCUGCUUUUAUGAACGCGUGUUCGUCUCAUGCGCAAGGUCACUCAGACAAAACUUUUGAAACUGCAAUUCUCGGAUGCACUUUGGAUGAUCAAAAACGUAUUAAAAAAAGACUACAAGGCUUAUUAGACUACAUCGACAAAAUGCAUACUUUCGAAUUACAAUAAAAAUUGUAAUAAAUUUUUGUCCAUCUACUGCAUAUAAAGACACUUUAAAUUUAAUUAGAGUUUUCAAACAAAAAUAAUAUGAUAAACAUAUAAUAUAAAUAUAAGUAGUCUGCUAUUUGUCUUUGGAAAUUCAAUAGCAAAAAAAUUCAAUCAAUAUUCAAAUGUAAAAAGCCCGCAUUUUUAUAUUAAUUACUUUCCACUGUACUGAUAUAUUACUCCAUUACGUUGAAUAUUUUUAAAUUUAUGUGCUUUCCAAAAAGUCAAUCUACGUAAAUUUAUCUUUAAUUAUUAUUAACUAAGUGAUAUUUAUAAUUAUUAAUUAUUACAUUACCGGCUUUUGAAAAAAACGAGCAUUAAAGCUCCGAAAAAAAAUUUUUUUCAUUAGUAAUAAAAUAUUGUAUCAUAUGUAAACGUAUAUACGGUGAUAUUCAUAUAAAAUAUUGAUUAGUUAUUUUCUUUUUAACUAAAUCAAAAAUUUAAUUAAUUAAUUUAUGUUUUUUUUUUUUAUCCAAAACGAUAUAUCUCUGUCAUAAAAUUGUUAUUGUCUGAAAGAGCAGUAAUAAAUUUUUAAAAUUAAAAAAAUAUAUAAUAAAUAAAAUAUGAGAGAAUGUUUGUAGUAUCGGCAAAGUUGCGUGUGAGUUAUACGACGUCAGUAAACGCUAAGAACUCAAUACAGAGCAGGACCAACUAACCGGGCGUUGACUCUUUCCGCUCAAGGUCUCAUGAAAGGUGAAGGACAUUUUAUUUACACCACAAUCUUAAUGAUAUUUUUUAAUGACACUAAUUACUUACGUCAAUCUAAUAAUAAUU